GCAAGUAUCAAGCACAGGAGCAUCACACAGCAACCCAAAGACUUACAGAUCCCUUCUUCACAUCUUUGAUCUUCAACCACAGCCCUCAAAAUGCUCUUCGUCCGAAUCACCGCCAUCCUGGGCUUCGCCGCCAGCUUCGCCUCGGCCGUGAACAUCAAGCUCUACGCCAGCUCGCGGACCUGCUCGGGCUCCUACGCCGUGUGCAGCAACGUCGUGUCGGGCACGUGCUGCUAUUCGUCCACGAACCACCGCAGCAUCCGCUUCGACGGCGGGAGCGGCACCAGGAACCUGCGCGGCUUCGUCACCGGCUGCAACAACCUCAUCAUCAGCCAGAACGCCGGCAUCCCCUUUUGCAUGUCCCGCGGCGACGGCGGCAGCCUGAACGGCGGCGUCUGGCGCGCCGCCUCGCUGCUUAGGCGCGGCCCCGCCGAGGACAGCUGCCCCGCCGACCAGGGCGGCUGCAAGGACCCGGCCAAGCCCGACUUGGUGGUCCUCGCCGAUGGGACCGAGUACGACGUCAAGCAGCUGGAUGAUGCCCAGCUCAAGGAAUUGAGUGAUGCCGUUUUUAGUAUGGACCUCGCCUUCACCGAGACCGUCGCCAGCGCCGAGGACAUUCCAAAGGAGUUCGACGCCCUCCGCAUCGCUGCUUAG
Pyricularia oryzae 70-15 is the source of this 651-nucleotide messenger RNA. RefSeq lists its product as uncharacterized. Lineage: Eukaryota; Fungi; Ascomycota; Sordariomycetes; Magnaporthales; Pyriculariaceae. The transcript has 2 exons. The coding region runs from base 91 to 651 and encodes 186 amino acids. The record is from RefSeq and is a predicted model, not a curated record.